AAGGAACAAAAGCAGCUCGAAUGGGACCCAUAAAAUGUCCUCUCAAAAGACCCCCAGAUGUGAUUUUAAUCUUUCUUCUACUGCACUAACAUAAUUAAAUUUUCGAUUUUAUUAUUUACGUUUUUAAUAAAACAAAAUAAAAUUGGGGUUGUCGUUUCGAUUUUAUUUGGUUGCCAAAUCUGCCCCAAAAUUCCCUCCUUCCAUAAUCAUGUUAGGCGAGAGAGCAAUUUGUGAAGGGUCGUCAUCUGGAUUGGCCAUCACAGCCGAUCAGCAGCAUCAGCAGCAGCAGCAGCAACAACAACAGGCAGCAGGGCAGGCACAGCCGGGUGCGGUUGUUCCGUUGAGCCGUUACGAAUCACAAAAGCGGCGAGAUUGGAACACUUUUGGGCAAUAUCUAAAAAACCAAACACCCCCAGUAUCGCUAUCCCACUGUAACUGUAACCAUGUACUUGAAUUUCUUCGAUACCUUGACCAAUUUGGUAAAACAAGAGUUCAUUCACAUGGUUGUGUGUUUUUCGGGCAACCUGACCCUCCUGCCCCCUGCCCUUGCCCUUUGAAACAAGCUUGGGGCAGCCUUGACGCACUCAUCGGCCGCCUCCGUGCCGCCUACGAGGAGCAUGGUGGCUCCCCUGAAGGAAACCCUUUUGGAAAUGGAGCAAUUAGAACGUAUUUAAGGGAGGUGAAGGAGAGCCAAGCGAAGGCCAGAGGAAUUCCUUACAAAAAGAAGAAGAAGAAGAGAAAUAAUCAGACGAUGAUGAUGAAUAAUAUGAACAAGCAGCAGCUGCAGCAACUCCCCAAUAAUAAUAAUGAUACCAACGCUCCUUUGACUCACAUCCCUUGAUUUUUCAAUCCAUCUCCAUGGAAUUGAAGAAAGGAAGAUGUGGAUUUAAUGGAUUGAUGGAAGGGGAAGAGAGAUGGAGAAUAUUGGAGCAAUUGAAGGGAAAAAAUGUGGAAUAUUGCUUAUACGGUGUUGGGAGUUGUGCAGAGGAUUUAAUUCAUAUGGGUAGCCUUAGCUAUAAUUCUGGUUAUGAAUAAUCUAUAAUAUUGAGGCAGCAUAAUUAUAAUUAGAUGGCCCUUAUUAAAUUCUAUAUACAUAUAUCUAUAUAUUUUGUAGCAA
Molecule: messenger RNA, 1117 nt
Organism: Cucumis melo (muskmelon)
Lineage: Eukaryota; Viridiplantae; Streptophyta; Magnoliopsida; Cucurbitales; Cucurbitaceae
Product: protein LIGHT-DEPENDENT SHORT HYPOCOTYLS 10-like
Exons: 2
Coding region: 209-841 (210 amino acids)
Biological process (GO): response to light stimulus; mRNA transcription
Cellular component (GO): nucleus
Source: RefSeq, a predicted model, not a curated record